CUCUCUCUCUCUCUCUCUCUCUCUCUCUCUCCUCACUUUCUCUCUCUACCCACCAAUCCAUCUUUAAGGACUGCCCUUCGUCCCACUGAUUGCUUUCUCAUAUGAAAUGAGCAUGGCAAGGAGCUUGCAGGACUCCUCCUCCAAGAGACACUUCCACUGGACAAACAAAGUUGGCAACGAAGAAGAAGAUGAAGAUGUUGAUCAUGUUGAUCUGCCGAGCCUCAACUCCUCCUCCUCCUCCUCCUCCUCCUCGUCGAAAACAAAAUCUGAUGAGGAGGAGAAGAAACAAGAGCAUGAUCAUCAUCAAAAACAACAGCAUGGUCCUGUGGUUCAUCAACUUCCGAGGAGGAAACUGCAGGCGGCUGCGGUUUCCAGGAUGAGGUCAGUCCUUAACGCUUUUGGUAAGAACCGAUCCAGCCUACCACUCGGGCUUGGACCUCGAGUGGUAGGCACACUUUUCGGCUCCAGGCGUGGCCACGUACACUUUGCACUCCAGAGAGACCCAAGCUCACACCCGGCCUUCUUGAUCGAGCUCGCCACCCCGAUCAGCGGGUUGGUUAAAGAAAUGGCAUCCGGGCUCGUCAGAAUUGCGUUGGAGUGUGACAAGGAUCACAAAGACGAUCAUCAGAAAAAGAAAGAUGAGAAAGCUCCGAGGUUGCUGGAAGAGCCAGUGUGGAGAACUUUUUGCAACGGUAAGAAAUAUGGUUUUGCUAGCAGAAGAGAAUGUGGGGCCAAGGAGUGGAAGGUGUUGAAAGCUGUGGAGCCCAUUUCAAUGGGGGCUGGAGUGCUACCGCCGUCUGCGGUGGUGGACGGGAAUGAAGCUGAAGCCGGGUCCGAAUCCGACGGGGAACUAAUGUACAUGAGGGCUAAGUUUGAGAGAAUUGUUGGGUCUAGAGACUCUGAGGCCUUCUACAUGAUGAACCCUGAUAGCAAUGGAGCUCCUGAGCUCAGUAUCUACUUGCUCCGAGUCUAAUAAACCCGAAAAGCUGCACGAAUUCGCGUCGCCGCCGCUCGAAUUUCCAGUAUGUGUGCUUCAGUUUAGCUCUGAUCAAACUGGAAAUUGGAGGUGUAGCUAGUUCUCUCCAAGUAGUUUUUUCUUUUCUUUUUGGUAUUAAAUUUCUGUUUUAUUUUGUGCUUUGGUAUAUUUGGAGAAGUGGGGUUUAUUGUAUUUUUCAUAUUUUGUUUUGUUUAGGCUUAGUUGGUGGAGGGAAAUACAUUAGAACAUGAUGGUAGCUGUGGGGGUAUAUGUUAAUUUGUAAUUUUUUGUUAAUUUCUUCUCUUUUCUAGUACUGAUUUUUUUUUUU
This is a messenger RNA of Pyrus x bretschneideri (Chinese white pear), 1304 nucleotides long. RefSeq names its product protein MIZU-KUSSEI 1-like. Lineage: Eukaryota; Viridiplantae; Streptophyta; Magnoliopsida; Rosales; Rosaceae. Bases 107 to 973 code for a protein of 288 amino acids. The record is from RefSeq and is a predicted model, not a curated record. Gene Ontology annotation, biological process: hydrotropism. The transcript has a single exon.